AUGAAUGUUAUGUGUGACAAUGGGAUUAAAGUAGAUGAAAACUAUGACGUUCAGUGGGGUUCCAAGGACGAUGUUGACUUGGCGGUUGUGUUGGCCUCCGGGACAGAGAAGGAGAUGAGAACCCAGUUAAAGUCCGCCACGGACUCUUCUUCUACAUCUACCUUAGCAAUGUCUAUAAAGAGGCCUAGAAAAAAACCUGAGAAGACUGCAAGUGGAAACCCAAUGGCGAAAGUCAUCAGAGUGGCAUCGCCACCAGGGUUUUAUCCGUCAGUUUCGGCAGAGAUUACAAAUCAGACUGUAACUAUCGCAACAACAAGCAGUUCUGUUAGACCUGUUACACGUUCUACUACAAGUUUCACCACUAGCGCACUCACAACCACGCCUUCCACCAUCAUACUUACAACAUCUGCUGCACCUACCACAACCAGUUCUACCACACCUGCAACAACACCGGCAGCGCACUACAACACUGAGCCAGCCACACCAGUCACAACAACAGUCACGCACUACAACACUGAGUCAAACACAACCAGUUCUACCACACCUGCAACAACACCGGCAGCGUACUACAACACUGAGUCAGCCACACCAGUCACAACAACCGUCACCCACUACAACACUGAGUCAGCCACACCAGUCACAACAACAGUCACGCACUCCAACACUGAUUCAGCACAAGCACAACAUCUGCCACGCCUGCAGCAACAACUUCCACGCUUUCAGCAGUCGCUCCGUCAACACCAGUCACAACAGCAUCAAGUCCGUCCACACCGAGAACGGACUUCAUUUUCCGCACAGGUCGACCAUCACAGACGCGGCCAAUGCAGUCACAGCUAA
This is a messenger RNA of Mercenaria mercenaria, 837 nucleotides long. RefSeq lists its product as uncharacterized. The record is from RefSeq and is a predicted model, not a curated record. NCBI's taxonomy places the organism in Eukaryota, Metazoa, Mollusca, Bivalvia, Venerida, Veneridae. Bases 1 to 837 code for a protein of 278 amino acids. The transcript has 3 exons.